GAAAAGAUGAAUUCAGUACACGACAAUAAUAAGAAAUGGUUACCACCACCAGUUCAAAGUCCUUCUUUGACUGAAGCUCCUACUACACCUUCUCAAUCAUUAUUCCCUUCUACACCUAUGGAUCAUAGUGGUUAUACUACUAAUUUUUCUUCAGGUCCUCUUGAUUCUCCUAUACAUCAAACAUUUCCUCAACAUGGUCCAUCUUAUUUCACUCCAAAACAUGAACCAUCUGAUCCAAGAUUACCUGGUAUGAUGGGUAUGUCAUCUCAACCUAGUACUCCUCAACCUUCUUCUUUGGAUGAUCAUCACGAUACUGCUUUAUCUCCUAAUCCCAAGAGACAACGUACAACCAUCAACUAUGCAAAUGCUGCCUUUAGUACUACUGGUCCUUAUCCUCAUCCUUCUUUGAUACGUAAACAACGUGGUAGUAAAAGUGAACCUAUCUUUGCUGCAGAAAUGGGUCCAAUUUUUAGUUCCACAAAAUCUUUGGAAAAUAUCUAUGCUUUGGAUCGGUCAACUUUAUUGACUGCUAGAAUACAAGCAAAGAUGGAUCGUGGCUUUUUUUUGGCAGAUAAUGAUUGGACUUGUUAUCGACGCAAUUACUUUCAAGUCAGUUGUGCUUUUACUAUUCCUGGAUUAACAAAUAUACCAACUCCUCCUCCUUAUUUCGGUGCCGAUCCUCACCAGCAACAUCCUCAUCAUCCUCAUCAUCAUUACCAUAUGCAACAAGAUCCUCUUUGCUAUGUACAAACCGAUGGUAUGUUUUUACCCAUACGACAAUUCAGUCUCAACAUCUCAGCAAGGGUCUCCAACAGUGAUAAGAAAAUUGAAUUAGUACAACACACUCCCAAACGUGAUAAAGGACCUCAAAAUACACCUCUCGCCAAACCCGUUUUACCUGGUGGAAAUCUUAGUCUUAGUGCUGUCGGUGCCAGUCAAAAUAUCGCAACAUUCGAACGUAUUCAAUUCAAAACUGCUACAGCAAACAAUGGAAAACGUAGAGCGGCUCAACAAUACUAUGUAUGUGUAGUGGAUCUUUAUUGUGAUACAAUUGUGGAUGGUAUGCACCGUCAAAUCAAAGUAGCUUCUUGUCAAUCUGCUCCUCUAGUUGUACGUGGUCGUAGUCCUGGUCAUUAUUCGGAUAAUAAUCAAUUACAACAAUCACAACCAUCUAUGAUGACUUCUCCUUCAGAUCUUGCUCGUUUUGAUUCAUCUCAUCAUCCUCAUUCAAUGAACAUGUCUCAACAACCUUCUCUCUCUUCUCAUUUGGAUGAUCAUCGUUUCUCACCAACAUCUCCUUCUCCUUAUGGUCGAAAUAAUGGUUUGAUGGUCAACACUAACAACGGAUCAAUGACACCUGGAGAUUAUUCAUAUCCUAGUUAUCCCGCGUAUCCAAAUGGUGGUUAUCCUCCUUUUAUUCAAAAUGGACAUCCUGGCAACCCUUCUUCUAUCAUGAUGAAUAAUAGUCCUUCCUCUCCAAUGGGUUUACAUCCUCCACCUUCACAUUCAUCUGUGACUUAUGAUCCAUCUUCUCAACCAUCAUCACAUCAUCAUCAGCAACAUCAUCAUCAUCAUCAUCAACAACAGCAGCAGCAACAAUCUCAUCCAUCUCAACAGCAUCCUUACAUGGUAGCUGAUAUGCAGGAUCAACAACAGCAACCACAACAUCAACAACAACAACAGCAUCAUCAACAACAACAACAGCAACAUGAUCAACAUACCAACGCUGCAUCUACUACAUCAUCUUCCGAUUUCUAUCGAGGAGAUAUAUCUUCUCCAUCCAACAUGGGUCCUCCUCAUCCCCCAGCACAGGACACUGGUGAUUGGCGUAGAUAUCCUAGUGGCGUUCCGCAUACACCUACUUCUUCCACAAGCACCACAAGCUCAUCCGGUCAUGUCACAACUCCUUCCAAUGGUAGUAUGCUUUCAGGUCCUUUGCCUCCACUUUCUACACCUAAUCAUUCAAAAUCCAACAACAAUACUGCUCCUUCCACUCCUUCAUCAGGCUAUGACCAACCAUCUUAUUUUCAUCCUCCUCCUCCAACUCCUGUCACCCCAACUUCAUCCAAUCAAAAGUAGUUUUAUUUAUUUAUUUAUUUAUUGUAUUGUUUUUUUUUUAUAUAUGUUGUAUGUGCUUUUUUUUAUGUUUUCUUUUUUUACUAUUGUUAUCCUUCUAUUUUUUUUUUUAUAUUUUUUUUUC
Molecule: messenger RNA, 2200 nt
Organism: Halteromyces radiatus
Lineage: Eukaryota; Fungi; Mucoromycota; Mucoromycetes; Mucorales; Cunninghamellaceae
Exons: 4
Coding region: 7-2079 (690 amino acids)
Biological process (GO): meiotic cell cycle; positive regulation of transcription by RNA polymerase II
Cellular component (GO): nuclear chromosome
Molecular function (GO): DNA-binding transcription factor activity; DNA binding
Source: RefSeq, a predicted model, not a curated record